AUGAAUGUGUUGCAGAUUGUUAACUGUGUAGACUUGGCAAUACAACGAGCAACGGAUGUAUCAGAACUUAUAAACUCAGUCAUUGCCGAUGAUAAUAUCAAGAGGUCCAAACGGCAAGAAAUCGGUGGAUUCAGUGAACUGAUAAGUUUGAAUGAGAACCACAUUCUGAUAGGCAGAAAAGAAACAGAACCAAGGGAUGAAGAUAAAAUGCUGCUAGAACAGGUUCAGAGCAUCGCCUCUGUGAAUACAACUGAAAAUGUGCAAAAGGCGGGGCGCAGUGAGUUGGAUGAAGUGAACGAAUUACUAGAAGGCAUUGAGGAGGAGUUCGGCUGUGCCGGUGAUUAG
Gongylonema pulchrum is the source of this 345-nucleotide messenger RNA. Lineage: Eukaryota; Metazoa; Nematoda; Chromadorea; Rhabditida; Gongylonematidae. The record is from the annotation of a GenBank genome assembly.